GGAUUGACUUGUACGAUACUGUGGGCCCUCGCCCCUUGCCGGAGGAGACAUACACACAUUUGUUUCAGAAAGAGAUUGAGAGAGAGAGAGAAAGAGUGCUGUCCAGAAAUCAGAAAUUUUCAGGUCACCCACUCCUCACUCCUCACUUCUCAGGACAACCCAAGUUUCCCCACUCCGCACCCACACACAUAUCAUUAAUAAUACACACACCCUUCUUCCUAAACUUCCUCUCCCUCUCUCUCUCUCUCUCUCUCUCUCUCUCUCUACAAACACCAAAGCUUGACAAAACUUUAUUCAUGGUGCUUUAAAACGAUUGGCUUCCUUAUAUAUAUAUAUAUAUAUGUAUAUUUCCAAUACUACAUCAAAAUAGACAUUACUGUAUUGGAGUAUUGGAUUUCCUACCAUUUUGGCUGUGUGCUGAAGAGGGUAUUUGUUCAUUGCUCUUUGUGAUCUCUUCUUCUGAGUACUAAAAAAUCAAGUAAUCAACCAUCCUACUUGUAAGCUGAACUUGAUUCUAAUUGGACCUUGCCUUGUCAGUCCUUUCAGUUGAGUCCAAACAGGCCCAAAAAAAUGGUGGUUCCGGAGGCAGAAAACAUGUCCCAUGCAGAGGUGGAAUCGCCACUACAACAAUAUGAUCAACAACAGCCCAAAAACCAGCCAUUGUCAUCGCUGGGAAGGCAAUCAUCCAUAUACUCGCUCACCCUCGACGAGUUCCAGCACACACUCUGCGAGAGUGGCAAGAACUUCGGAUCCAUGAACAUGGAUGAGUUCCUCACCAGCAUCUGGACAGCGGAAGAGAACCAAGUCAUCAAUUCCUCCAACUUCAAUAACAACGAUGACAAUAACAACAAUAAUACCAACUUGUCAUUAAGCGAAGUGUCAACGGACAAAAGGAUAGUCAGGCAACCCAGCCUGGCAAGACAAGGCUCGCUCACGCUUCCCGCACCGCUUUGCAGGAAAACAGUGGACGAGGUCUGGUCCGAAAUACAUAAAGGACAACAGGUUCAGCAGCAGCAGAGGAAUAACAAUGAUAGUGUUCAGAAUCCCGAUUCUGCCCCUCGUCAGCCUACAUUCGGAGAGAUGACUUUGGAAGAUUUCUUGGUCAAAGCAGGGGUAGUUAGGGAAGCAGCUCAGAUGCAGCAGCAGCAGCAGCAGCAGCCGCCACCGCAGCCACAGCAGCAACAGUACGGUAUGUACCACAGUAACAACCCAGCUGUGGCACCCGGUUUCGUUAACAGAUCCGUAAUGGGGAUAGACAGCGCUGCCGGUGUAUCCGCCGGAGGUGGAGGUGGAGGUGGUGGCGGUGUUGUUCCUUCUUACCAAACAAUGCCGCAGGGGAGUACGGCCGUCGGAGAGUCGUCGGGGUAUGUGGCGAAUGGUAAACUAAACGGGGCGUAUCAGCCGCCGCCGCCCCCGGCAAUUUGUUACGGUGGGAGAGUGGUGAAUGGUGGAGGUGGGUAUCCGCCGGCGCAGCCCUUGGGAUUGCCGGCUCCUGUAAGUCCUGUGUCGUCGGAUGGAAUAUGCACGAGUCAGGUUGAUAACUCGGCGAGUCAAUUUGGGUUGGAUAUGGGUGCGUUGAGAGGAAGGAAGAGGAUCAUUGAUGGUCCGGUGGAAAAAGUGGUGGAGAGGAGGCAAAGGAGGAUGAUCAAGAAUAGAGAGUCUGCGGCCAGGUCUAGAGCCAGAAAGCAGGCAUACACAGUUGAACUAGAAGCAGAACUGAACCAAUUGAGAGAGGAAAACGCUCAACUUAAACAAGCUCUGGCAGAGCUUGAGAGGAAACGUAAGCAACAGCAUUUUGAGGAAAUGAAAAUGAAAGUUCAAACCAAGGGAUACAAGGCUAAAGAGAAACUGAGGGUGUUUAGAAGGAAUUUGAGUUGCCCUUUAUGAUACAAAUAGAGAACUGUGAUGCAGCAUAGUGAGGAUAGAUGGGAAGCUCAGACUGAGAAUAUAUGAAACUGUAGAAACUCAAGAUUAAGGCAAGGAAGUCUGAAAAGAAUUCGAGCUAGGAUGGUGGAAAGAUUAGAACUAACUGUCCUGAAGAAUCUGGUUUUUGAUUGCACUGAGUACUGGCGCAUGAUAGAUGAAAUGAUUCUGAGGCUUUCUUCAAAUAAUAGUUAAAUGUGUAAAAUAUAUUUAGUUGCUCUUUAAUGCUAUAAAUUACACAUGCUUGUAUUCUUAUUAGACAAGUUCUUAUAUGUCCUUUUCGUUCCUCUGUAUGUAAGGCUUCUGAAACUCUUGUUAAAAGUUACAAGUGUUGCUAUAAUGAGCCGAUACCAUCGACCCAUAUUGCCUAA
Messenger RNA from Ziziphus jujuba (common jujube), 2294 nucleotides. RefSeq names its product protein ABSCISIC ACID-INSENSITIVE 5. Bases 571 to 1887 code for a protein of 438 amino acids. Gene Ontology annotation, molecular function: DNA-binding transcription factor activity. Gene Ontology annotation, biological process: positive regulation of DNA-templated transcription. The transcript is spliced from 7 exons. Lineage: Eukaryota; Viridiplantae; Streptophyta; Magnoliopsida; Rosales; Rhamnaceae. Gene Ontology annotation, cellular component: nucleus. The record is from RefSeq and is a predicted model, not a curated record.